AUGCUAUCAAGACGAACAGUGCGAAGCCGUCGCCUAUUAGCGAUCAAUCGUAUAUAACAUCAUUGGCCGUGACCGCUUCCCCAGAUUGCUGGCGGCGGACACGGAUGGUGAGGGAGGGAGGAGAAGCACUUAGCACUGAAGCAGCCUCAAGGAAUGCUCGGCAGCAGCAGCAGCAGCAGCAGCAGCAGCAGCAGCGCAGAGCCUGGCGGCAGUGCAGGGCCUGGACCCUGCAGUUGCGGCGUGCAUGUGCGUAGCGCAGGGGGCGAGCAAGGCCACGUGGAGGGGGAGAGCGCGGUGCCGCCCAAGAAGCGGCGCCGGCGCGCAGGUUGAGGCCGGCCGGUGUCUACGGUAGUUAGGGUCUUUGCUGGCGAGCAUAGCGCAGCACAACGCGCAAGGGAGCAAGCGCUUUGGUUGCUUUCUAAGCCGCUGCCAGAGGCUGAGCUUAUUAGCGCGUACAGGAAAAGAAUGAUGGCUUCCUGGGCCCACGAUCGUUUGAUUACACCACCUGAGACGUUUCCGUCUGAUUCCUUGCACCUUGGGCUGCAUAUGUCCAAAUACAAGCACUGGAUGGGGCUGAGUUUUGAGCGAGCGGCGCCACCCAUGCACCCACCCCACGCCCACUGUUUUAUCCCUUUUGAAGCACACAGAUGCCUUAUGAGGUUUCGGCUUUGCUGUUGGCCGAUUGCAGCUAAUAGAGACCACCAUUUACCUAGAAAUGCCAGGCUUUGCCCCCUCUGCAACAAAGGAGUAGAGGAUGAACGGCAUGUUUUACUUGAGUGUGAAGCGUACACGUGUGUCAGAUCAACGUACGGUAUCAGUUCUGAUUCAAUGAAGCAGGUUAUGCAAGGUGCUGACCAAUUUAAGUUGGCUUGCUGCGUACGUGAUAUUUGGUCUAAGCGCUGUCUUUUGAUUAGGCAGCACUACGACGGUGCACACGGUGUGCAAGACGCAACUAACAAUUCAGUUCCAGGAGACGAAGGGCCCUUGCGGCUCGGUUAGUCUCGUUGCAGGUAUUAGGAAUGCACACUUCCAAUCCUGUAACACACACACAGU
Molecule: messenger RNA, 1053 nt
Organism: Chlamydomonas reinhardtii
Lineage: Eukaryota; Viridiplantae; Chlorophyta; Chlorophyceae; Chlamydomonadales; Chlamydomonadaceae
Exons: 1
Coding region: 154-330 (58 amino acids)
Source: RefSeq, a predicted model, not a curated record